AGCUAACCAGCUGCAACAACAAAAACAACAACAAGGCCGGCUUCUGGUAUUAUUCGCACUCUCCCUGCGUACAUCGUACCUCACCCCACCUUUGCAACCGUGAGUUAAAAAACCGGUCAAAAAACAGAUCGUACUUGUUUUUGUCAUCCUGUCAGGUGUUGAAAAUGUUCCAGCUUGCAUCACGCUUAGCCCGUUCCACUGGCGGUAUGUCACUAUUGAAGCGCAACUGUUCUAGCAGUACGAUUCCUCAGUAUGAGACCCUAGCUGUGACCGUGCACUCUCCCUUUGUGUAUCAUGUUGAACUGAACCGACCGGACCGACUAAAUGCAAUGAAUGGAACUAUGUGGAGGGAAGUUGGAGAAGCAUUUCGAGUAUUGGCUGAUGACAAGGACUGCAGGGUUGUGGUCCUGUCUGGUGCAGGACGUGCCUUCACAGCAGGUCUUGACUUGUCAGACCCUUCAGUAUUGAUGCCAUCUGUAGAAGAUGAUGACGAUAUUGCUCGUCGGUGCCAGGCAAUGCAUAGACUGAUUCGGAGGUAUCAAGAUAGUGUGACAUCUCUUGAAAAGUGCCUCAAACCAGUUAUUUGUGCCAUGAAUGGUCCAUGUGUUGGUGCUGGGGUUGACAUCGCUUCCACUGCUGAUAUCCGUUUGUGCUCUUCUGACUCGUGGUUUCAAAUUAAGGAGGUAGCUAUUGGUCUUGCAGCUGAUGUGGGCACUCUGCAACGGCUCCCCAAAGCCAUUGGAAGUCGGAGCCUGGUCAACGAACUUGCUCUCACUGCUCGCAAAUUUCUGUCUGCUGAAGCCAAGGAAUGUGGAUUUGUGAGUGGUGUUUUCCCAGAUAAAGAAAGUUUGAUGAAGGCUGCCUUUGAAAUGGCAGCAUCGAUUGCUGCCAUGAGUCCUGUUGCUGUUCAGAUGACAAAGAGGAGUCUUGUUUUCUCACGUGACCACACUGUAGACGAGAGUUUGGAGCACAUUGCUUCAUGGAAUCAGGCUCUGCUGCAGAGCGAUGACCUUAUGAAAUCGGCCAUGGCUGCUGCUACCAAGAGCCCUCCACCAACAUUUUCUAAACUGUGAUAAUCUUUACCCAACCUUCAAUUACAUUAUGGUGUAAUCACUAUAAUUUUUACAAUUUUUAUUUUCUAAAUAAUAAAAAUUUAUUUCAACCUUAA
Molecule: messenger RNA, 1168 nt
Organism: Thrips palmi
Lineage: Eukaryota; Metazoa; Arthropoda; Insecta; Thysanoptera; Thripidae
Product: delta(3,5)-Delta(2,4)-dienoyl-CoA isomerase, mitochondrial
Exons: 8
Coding region: 165-1073 (302 amino acids)
Cellular component (GO): mitochondrion
Molecular function (GO): delta(3,5)-delta(2,4)-dienoyl-CoA isomerase activity
Source: RefSeq, a predicted model, not a curated record